Messenger RNA from Schistosoma rodhaini, 7045 nucleotides. Lineage: Eukaryota; Metazoa; Platyhelminthes; Trematoda; Strigeidida; Schistosomatidae. The record is from the annotation of a GenBank genome assembly.
AUGAUAAUAAGUGUUAAAAGUGAUCGUUGUCGUCCAUGGAAUCAUCUGAGAAGCAAACUCCCAGGUCUAGCAAUGCAUUUAAAAACAAGCCUGGGCGAGGCUAGUAGACGUACAUCUGUAGACUCAAGAAAAAAAAGUAAUCCUAAAUGUAUGAGAGGAAAAGCUUAUGCUAAGCUUAUUCAAACCAAAUCUCAACGUAGAAUCCUGAAUGGUCGUAUUGCUAACCGUUCUGCUUUGUACAGGUUAAAAUGCAGAACUUCACAGGCUGUGUAUGUUACUAAACGACCAUAUAGGCGUCGUAUUCCAAAUGUCAAUUCUCAGGCAAAUACUUCGAACGAUAUUUUACCACAAACUAACUCUGAGUUUGGUAUCAUUCCUACUAAUGAAAACCCAGUUGAGCAGGUUCAAUCGGUUAGUUGUUCCAACAGACCAACAGGUUUUAAACGAAAAUACACUCGACGCAAUCCAUCUUCAAGAUUUUCUUAUACUAGAAAACCUAAUGCUAGAAGUGCACAGUCCAACUACGCUAACUCAAUUGUUGAUUUUAAUAACCUGGUUAAAAAGCAGGAGGCAUUUAUACGGGCUUUUGCUAUCCCAACACACCUAUAUAGAUAUCUUUCCCAUCGUCAUCGUGAUCGUCCGUUAUAUCUGGACCGUACUCUCAGCUACUUGAUGCCAAAUCCAUCCCGUAAACAGUCAUCUGGUUCACGUCGAAGCAUAAACAGAAUUGUAGAACGUUUAAUUGAAAGACGAAAAGAUUGCAAACAGAAUGAUGAAUUGAAGGAUUCCAGUAAGUACUUAGAAUCCACUUCGUCUUCCUCUUCAACUACUCCUGGUGAAUUGCCUCAAGAAUUAGAACUCAUUUUUGAAGGCUUUUACGAUAGUGAAAAAGAAAUGGAUUGGGUCACCGUGGACGCUUCUGUUAAUGUUCAUUUACGCUUUGGAUGGGCAUGGCGCCGUAAAAUAUGCCCAGACGAUACAAUUUUGAAUAUAACGCCAAAUCCAAUUCGAAUAAACUGUUACAGUCAUUCAACUGGUUACACUUCCCUAGUUAACUCACCGCCCACUUCAAAUAAUGAUAAUAGUACUACUGCUACUACAAAUACUACUCGUACCGCUUGUCGUUUCUCAUUAACCGAUCUAAUUAAUCAAGUUAAAUGGAAUACAUCUAGUGGUCGUUUAACAUCGGCUCAGUUGGAAUUACAUGUUUCCGCCACUGAACGACGUUGGUUAAAACGUCCCGAUUUAAGUCAUGGAGCAGUUAGUUUGAAUGGAAUUACUCCAAACAUUUCAAACAACUUAACAAAUCAUAUUAAUCAUAUAAACCAUAACAAUAAUGGUAAUAAUAACCCAUCCCAAAAUUCUUCGAAAAGUGCUCAUACUGAUGGAAAAAACAUUAAUAGCCAUACGACAUUUAUCAGUGGUAAUCUAUUGCGUAAAGGUGGUUUAAGUUCAAAUUCCUAUCCGGUUCAAUAUUCUACAGCUCCAUUGCCUUUGAUCGUAUCUUCGAUUGGUUUCGAUAGUUCUCAUACCGGUCGUCAACUGCUUCUGACUCCUGGUUUAUAUGAAUUACGCCUUGGUGUAGACACAUCCGACGGCAAUGUUAGUAACAGUGGUAGUAAUGGUAGAGUGAUGAAUAAAGUUGUACCAUUAAAAUGUUUGGAUGACAAUACAAGUGAAAAGUCAUAUGUUUCAGCUAACAACGACAAAGUAAAUGACGCGUGCUCUGGUCAAGUUGAAUGGAGGCGUAUUCGCUUCCCUAAUUCUUCAACGGCACUGGAUGAGUAUUCUCGAUGGCCUGGUCUUCGGUUUUCUGUCAUAUGGCAUAAUAAAUUGGAAAAUAAUCAGAUCACUUCACCCUGUAGAUCGAUGGAAACUCGAAGACAAGAUAAUACCCAUAUGCAUGCGGAGGGUCGAUCUUCACUUACACGUUCCAUGACAAAUUCUCAUAAUCGAGAUGUUAUCAAGUUGCAAAAUCAGUCUGUCACACCACAUAAACAAAUAGUUUUAAAGGAGUCUUGCGAUUCUUCUGUAUACAAAGAUUCAACCGGUUUAGAUAAAUGUCUCUCUAAUCGUGUACAACAAAGUCUCUCUGCUCAUUCUGGACCAGAUGUUGAUAAGCCCACGUCUACGAAGACGCCACCCUUAAUCCAUCCAAUCACAUACGGUUUUGUAUUCGGGGGUAAUUUACAACAGUGGUCCCAGUCUACUGAUCUUGUUUGUCCAUGGUGCCACCUAGAUUGUGCUCGUGCGGGUGAUAAAGGUCCUGAAGCCUUGGUUCUUCAUCUUCGGACUUGUCAUCCAAGAUUUCGUCUCAAGGUUAUAUGGGAUUCAUCACAUACACAGCUAAGCCUACAAGUUUCAUUAAAUGAAGCAUAUGACGGUUCAAAUGAUUGUGGUAUACGUAGAUGGUGUCCGAGCGGUCGGAAUAUUUUCAUUUUACGACAUCAUGUCACUCCAUCAUCAUCUGGUCAGUUAGUCGGUAGUUGUGCUGCCCUAGGUACGAAUAGUAAUCCCAAACAGUCGGGUAAUCAAGGUCGUCAUUCUACUUCUCCAACUAUAAUUGAUGCCACCGUUCGAAUUCGUUGUCCUGUUCGACGAUUGCCGUACACACAUUUGAUAUUUUGGCGUGGUGCUGAAUUGUCAACUGAUCAGUUACUUGAUCCUACAUUAUCAGUACGACCUAUGGUCACUGGACAUAAUCGUAUUUAUUAUCAUACGCGUACAUCCCAGCCUGUUCGUGCUUGUGAAUUUGAUGUGGACUCUGAAGCGGAAGAUGCUCCAGUCUGGCUUCGUCAACAUUAUCAACGUAAAGUGGAGGAGUUCACCGAUGUGAAUCAGGGUGAAAAACAAAUUAUGCAAUUGUGGAAUGCUUUACUACUAUCAAUUCGUCCAUCUGGUUUAGUAGUUUGUGAUGGUCAAGUAUUAACAUUAGUCUGUCAAUUUAUACAUCAGCAUAGUCGAUGGAUUCAUAGACGACGUCUACGUACUAAUCUAUUGUUACAUUUAGUGAAUCUUGUUGAUUAUGGCUUAUUAUCAUCUAGUCAUUUACGUCAAUUAAUGUUAAUUUAUGAUAAACAUGUACAAGAAUUAAAUGCAAUUAACAAUACAUCAGUGAAUAAUAAUCACAUUACCAAUACACAACCAUUAUCAUCUCCAUCGAAUGCUUCAACAACAUCUCUUUUACCUGACUCUAAAUUAGUUAAUUGUCAUAUUAAUAAGUCACAACCAAUUAUUCCACGUCUUCUUCAGAUGUUCUCUUCAACAUCUAAUUCAUAGUGCAAAAAAAUUCAAUGCUGCAUACACUCUUGUUUCCCAAUGUGGAUACUCCUCCCCUCUAUGUGUGUGUGUGUGUGUGUAAAUCAAUGCAUUUUUAUUUACAGAUAUUUCCAUAUAGGCUAUAUAAAUUAUUUUUCCGGAUUUUUAAUUUCCUUUUUUACAAUGAAAUCACAUAAUAAGUAUGUCUAUGUGUACGUUUCUUCUCUCCUUAGAAGGAUGCUCAAUUUUUUUCUCUCCACUUUUCAUCUUUCCUGUGUGUUUUGUGCAGUUAUUCAAUCAUGUAAAACCUCAACACCAUUUUGAUUGUUUUGUAUUUUUACAAAAAAAAAAAAUUUCUAUAUUUUACAAACUCCCAGGGUUUACAUAUUUGUCUAUAAACUUACAUACGUACAACUAUGUGUAAUUAUUAAAGACAAUGUGAUCUUUAUAAAUUUUAUAAACUAUUUGUAUUUCUGUAGUGUAUACAAAUGUUCCUUCCACUCCCCCCUUUAUCGUUAUUCAUUUAUUGAAUAUCAAUUUUCCAUUGAACAGCUAACUAUCCUCAGGGGACGUUCAUCUGCUUGGUUCCUAGUAGUGUUUUUUUUCUCGUCUUUUCUGCUCUUUCACUAUAAUAUAUACAUAUAUGUGUGUGCUUUCUCUUCAGCUAUAAUCGGUUGUUUUGUAGCCUGUUCAUGUACAUGUAUAUAUAUACGUAUGUGCCAUGCAUAUUAUCUCGUCAAUUGUGUAAUAACAAAAUGUUAAAAAUAUGUGCCUUCUUCACAUUGAUGAUGAAUUUCUAAAAAAAAAAUGAUGAUAAAGAGCAGUCUCAUAUUAUCAUCAUUAUUACUAGUAUUAUUCUUAUUAGAUUAUGUUUUUUCAACAAUACAAAUGUGUACCAUAUAUGUAUGUGUGUAUAAAGAGGUAUUCAACAACUUUCUUGUUUAUUAACAAUUGUUUAUCUGUUUAAUUAUGAUUGUUUUCUAUUCUGGUUUAUCAUUCAACUGUGUGGUUUAAUGUAUGAUGUAAAAAAAAGAUAAGCGUAGUCAAGUUCAAAAGCUCAUUUAUAUUGGCAAGAGAACAUAAUGUAAUCGCUAUUAUUCUUUAGGUAGGAUUUUUUUUAAUUGUCCAUUUAUGGUUAUUAUGACUACUACUAUUCUUUUUAAUUUUUUUAUAGUAUGGUAUCUUAGCUCUUAUUUUUUUGCUUUAAAAUUGUCAGAAGUGCAAAGUAUAGUUAAAUGAAUGACUGACUGACUUGUUUAGUUGUAUUUUUCUUCUAUCUAAUUCUAUGAACAGUGUAUAUUAUUAUAUUAUCAAAAAAUAUUUUUCUAUUACUACUAUUACGUAAUAGCCGGUUGCUGUCCUCGUUGUUGUUAGUGUUGUUGUUGUUAUGAUUAACUCAGGCUUGUUUGUGUUCCGCACAUAUUAUGAUUGAUGAUCUUAUAACAUUUUUUCUACUUCUACUCAACAAAUAUUAGUUCAAUUAACUUUUUUUCCAACCUAAGAUGUAGUUAUGAUUUUUUUUUCCUAUGUGUGUGUGUAUAUUUACGUUUUCUUUAGUAUAUAGGAUAAGUUUAUUUUUGUUUCGAUUGGAUUUUGGUCUCAAUCACUUAUUCCGGCUUACUUAUUUACUAUGACUAUUCCAGAUGAUGACAAUGCUUUUGCAUUUUUUUGUGUGUGUAUGUUUUAGGAAUAUAUAUAUAUAUUUACUUGUCUCCCUAUCCCUCCUCCCUUUGGUUAUGAUUAUAGGAGUUUUUUGUGGCGCAUUCAAUUGUGCGAACAUUUAUUAUUGUAUGAUUCGUUAAUUAAUUUUGUCCUAUGUACUUAGGAUUUAUACAUAUAAUACGUAUUAGCUUUAAUUGUCAUUCAAACAACACAUAUAUACAUAAAUAUUUAUUUACUGUAAUGCCAUCUUCAUGUUUGUACAUGUUUUCUACAUCUUAUUCUCAUUUCUUUCUUUUUCAUUUAAUCGUCUUUGUUUACUUAUUCACAGGAAACUGAUUCCUAAUGUUAUCUUAUUUUGCAUUCUUCUGGCAGCUACCUGUUCUUUUUUGUGUAUAUGAUGCGACCAUGUUUGUGUGUGUGUGUGCGAGUACACACACACACAAAGGUAAAACACCUUUUUGAUAUCUAUAAGACUAAUGUUUCCUUUUUGAGAUGUUAUCUCUCUCUAUGUUUGCUUGUUCAGAAAGUUUUGUGUGUGUUUGUACUCGUUCCAUUUCAACUACCCUUUACGUUUUAUACUUUUUUUCAAUAUAGUAAUAGUAACAAUUUUUUUUGUAAAAGAUGUUUCCAUCUACUUUUUUAUACUCGAACGUAUAUGUAUAUGUUGAGUUAUUAAAAAGAGUGCUUAAUGCACUGUAUAGGCUUUUCCUAUUUCAAAAUAAAAAUUUCUAAUUAUUUAUUUGUAUUUGUUCUUGUCCAUUGAGUCAUAGUUUUAUGCUGUGAUUGUUUUUGCCUAACUUUUUUGUGCUGUUGUUGUUUAGUGAUGAUGAUGAUUUAACUUCUUUAAAGUAGUCGUAGUCCUAUUUUUGCCUACCUUCUAAAUAUUUUUCUACGAAAUACCAUGCAUUCACUAGUGACCAGCUUUAAAGGAAGUUCUCAGCGUUUUAGUGAGAAACCGUAACCAGUGUAGUUCGACCAUGUCGGAUGUGAGGAGGUUACCCACCGAAAACAGUGAAAAAUAGUUACACAGUAUCACGGGUUUGUUGAAAUCAGAUCUAUACACCAUUGAACUCCAAAUCACUGUUCUAGACGUCUCACUAUCGUGCACGAAACCGAAUGUCUUGGGUUUUAUCCCUGGUUGCGAGAUCGUGGGUGCUCACUGAUGAGUCCCAUACCAGAAUUAAACGGUAGUCCAGUGCCUCCAGGUUAUCAGUGACUGUCUACCACAGAUCGGUUCAGAAUGUCGAUGUAAUAGCGGAGGUUUUUGAACAACUAACACUUCCAUCCUAGGUGUUCGUUACAUCAAACAAACAAAAUCCGCUUGUUGUAGAUAAAAAUGAACAGUCUAGUGUUUUUGUAUCAUGAUAGCUGAAUAAAUAUAUUUCAACCAAUCGUAGAUAUUGUGAAAUUACUUUAGUCCAAGCUAAACUGAGUAAACUAGAUAACUGAAAUGUCAGUGAUGGGAAAAGUUUACCCAUUAUCUUUCAACAGUACUUGAAUGAAUAAGUAAUAAUGGAUGAAUGUAAUAAAAUUACCUUAGUUUUUUUAAUCCCAAGAAUUUAUGUAAACUGUGUCUUAUCAACUGCUUGUCUGUUAAUCCCGAUGCAGAAGACUGUUUUCCGAGGACUUUUAACGUAGUCCAUUAAAUAUUAGGGCAUAACUUAAAAUUUUUAGUAUCUCUCGAAUAGCGCUUGUUGUUUUAGGUGAAUUCUGUAUUUAAAUGUGAGUAGCUUCCAUUGGUUAUCAAUUCUUAGAUGACAUUGAGUGAGAAAAUAUCAUUUUGAAAAAAACAUCAACUUGACGAUAGACCAUUGGAUUUGAUAAUCAUUCCUAAAUACUGUCGAUUAUAAAUGAAUUGUAUUACGAGUACAUUUAGAUUUUAUAUAAGCUCAUUACUCAUGAUCUUGUGUGUUCAACCGUUUCAUUCUUAUAUGUAAAUGCCCUAUUUCAUAAAACUAGUUAUGUUAACGUAGAAUAUACAGCUGGUACUUUUAAUUUUUUAAAGUCAUGUCCUCGUUUUAUAGUCUGAGGUGUUAUUCAGUUACUUCCCCAUUCUUUAUAUUGUGUGAUUGUACAUUUUAAAAAAUAAACUCUAAGCUGUAUCCCUUCAUAAAUAUAGUUUCUG